This is a messenger RNA of Nelumbo nucifera (sacred lotus), 2778 nucleotides long. RefSeq names its product sulfite reductase [ferredoxin], chloroplastic-like. Lineage: Eukaryota; Viridiplantae; Streptophyta; Magnoliopsida; Proteales; Nelumbonaceae. Gene Ontology annotation, biological process: sulfate assimilation. Gene Ontology annotation, molecular function: sulfite reductase (ferredoxin) activity; 4 iron, 4 sulfur cluster binding; heme binding. Gene Ontology annotation, cellular component: sulfite reductase complex (NADPH); chloroplast stroma. The record is from RefSeq and is a predicted model, not a curated record.
CUCCUCGUUUAGGCCUGCCCCGCCACCACUCAAACAAAAAGAAAUAUCUGAAUCUGACACAGUUGGCCGCUAGGAAGAUACCGGCGAGUGGGUGGAGGACACUCUGAGCGUCUGAAAACCUAGUCUUUUGAAGUUUUGUUCCGGUUCUGUUGCUUCUGGCUUUGAAUCGGAGGUCGAGAACUGAACUCUGAUUGUUGUCGAUGAUGGGGACGUCGGUCGGAGCUGCCAAUGCUGUUGUGUCGAAGGAGCCGAAGCUUCAGAUUCAGAAGUUUAAUGGUUUGAGAUCGUCAGGGUCGGUUCCGUUGAGUAGAUGCGUCCGUGUCAUUCCGGUUUCGUCGUCCAAGUCUUCUCUCAUAACCGCUGUUUCGACGCCAAUAAAGCCAGACGCCUCCUCCAAGGAGGCUAAGCGUAGCAAGGUUGAAAUAAUCAAAGAACAAAGUAAUUUCUUGAGAUACCCUCUGAAUGAAGAGCUACUAUCGGAAGCCCCCAACAUAAAUGAAGCUGCCACACAAUUGAUCAAGUUUCAUGGAAGCUAUCAGCAGUAUAACAGGGAUGAACGUGGUGUGAAGUCCUACCAAUUUAUGCUCCGAACAAAGAAUCCUUGUGGUAAAGUCCCAAACAAGCUGUACUUGGUCAUGGAUGAUCUGGCUGACCAGUUUGGAAUUGGAACUCUUCGUCUGACAACCCGACAAACAUUCCAGUUACAUGGUAUUCUGAAGAAGGACCUGAAGACAGUAAUGAGUACUAUAAUCAGAAACAUGGGCUCAACUCUUGGUGCAUGUGGUGACCUGAACAGAAAUGUUCUUGCUCCUGCAGCACCUUUUGCAAGAAAAGAUUAUUUGUUUGCACAGGAGACUGCAGAAAACAUUGCUGCACUUCUAACUCCUCAGUCAGGUUUUUACUAUGACAUGUGGGUUGAUGGAGAGAAAAUGAUGUCAGCAGAGCCUCCUGAGGUAGUGAAGGCCCGUAAUGACAAUUCCCAUGGAACUAAUUUCCCUGAUUCUCCGGAGCCAAUAUAUGGUACUCAAUUUUUGCCUAGGAAGUUCAAAAUUGCAGUCACUGUGCCUACAGACAACUCAAUAGACAUUCUUACUAACGAUAUUGGAAUUGUUGUGGUUACUGAUGCUGAUGGGAAGCCCCAAGGAUUCAAUAUUUAUGUUGGAGGCGGGAUGGGAAGAACUCAUAGGUUGGAGACCACAUUCCCCCGUCUGGGAGAGCCACUGGGCUAUGUACCAAAGGAGGAUAUAUUAUAUGCUGUUAAAGCAAUUGUUGUCACACAGAGAGAAAAUGGGAGAAGAGAUGACCGGAAAUAUAGUAGAAUGAAGUAUCUAAUCAGUUCAUGGGGGAUUGAGAAGUUCAGAAGUGUUGUUGAACAAUACUAUGGAAAGAAAUUUGAGCCCUUCAGAGAACUACCAGAAUGGCAGUUCAAGAGCUAUUUGGGAUGGCACGAACAGGGUGAUGGUGGUCUAUUUUGUGGGCUUCAUGUUGAUAAUGGGCGUAUUAAGGGAAACAUGAAGAAGACUUUAAGGGAGGUGAUUGAGAAGUAUAAUUUGGAUGUGCGCAUCACACCAAACCAGAACAUUGUCUUGUGUAACAUUCACCCUGAUUGGAGGGAUUCUAUCACCGCAGCUCUUGACCAAGCUGGAUUCCUGGAUCCUAGGUAUGUAGAUCCCCUCAAUUUGACUGCAAUGGCUUGCCCAGCAUUACCACUUUGCCCAUUGGCAAUAACUGAAGCUGAGCGGGGGAUACCCGAUAUUCUUAAGCGAGUACGAGCUGUAUUUAAUAAGGUUGGUCUCAAGGACAAUGAAUCAGUAGUUAUUAGGGCAACUGGAUGCCCCAAUGGAUGUGCCAGGCCCUACAUGGCUGAGCUUGGACUCGUGGGUGAUGGACCCAACAGCUAUCAGGUAUGGCUUGGGGGCACACCCAAUCAAACAUCACUAGCGAAAUGCUUCAUGGACAAGGUGAAGGUCCAUGACCUGGAGAAGGUUUUAGAACCAUUAUUUUACAAUUGGAAACACAAACGACAGGCAGAAGAAUCAUUCGGCAACUUCACAAUCCGUAUGGGAUUUGAGAAACUCAAGGAGAUAAUUGAAAAGUGGGAAGGUCCUGCUGAGAAACACCAACUCAAUUCAACGUAAAGCUUUGUGGCUGAUAAGGAGACAUACGAAUGACUCCCUCUCUCUCAAUGAAGGCUUUUUAUAAUAUCCGAGAUACAGAUGAUAAAGCUAGUUUUUAUAGUUUUUUCUUUUCAGAAUCGUAGCAGAGUUUUCAGUUAGUAGAUCUCCAGAGUUUGUUCCGUUCUUAUAUCAAAAUUACAAAAACCGAGGCCUUUCCCUCUAGGGUCUUAGUAGAUGUCAUUCCCUUGGUUUUAAGGGUUUCUGGAAGAGAAUUUUCUUAUAAUAGCCAUGGCUGGGUUCGAUUUUGUAGACCGGAUUCCAUGGAGGCAUUUACAUUUCUUGAAAACAGUUCAAGUCCAAGUUGAACAUCUCGUUCCAAUGGAUUUGCCAGCGACCUUCUAAUCGAACAUCUCGUUCCAGAGGAUUUAAUGGUUGGCCAAUGAUACAGCAGAUUUGUCAUCAAGAAUGGUGCAAGGGCAUGAAGUAAUAAAUUAUAACUCAGGGCCUUAUCGCCUUAUUGUCCUAUGCAACUAUGUAGUUUUAGACUGAAUGUUUCAAGCAUGUUUCUGAGCGUGAAGUAAUAAAUUAUGAUUCAGGGCCUCGUUGUCCUAUGCAACUCUGUAUAUUUACUGUUUUAGAAUUAGAAUUGAUGUUUUAAGCA